AUGGGGAGUAUUCCGGCUGCCAAAAAGGGUAAUACAAAAGGUCCAUUAGAUAUAGAGUUUUAUCAAAAUCUUGAGGUAACAUUGGGAAAAAGAAAACAAACAAAUAUGAAAGAUUUUGAUAAGAAAGCAAGAGAAACGGCUAAUCAAUAUAUAGCACGCUUUUUUUACCUGAAUGGAAUUGCGUUCAACGUUGCAAAAUCAAAAAGUUUCAAAUUAAUGGUUGAAGCAAUUGGUCAAUAUGGUCCUAAGUUGAAGCCUCCUUCUUGUCAUGAGUUGAGAAACCCAUGUCUUAACAAAGAGUUGGAAAAUACAUAUAAAAUGUUGGAGACUAAUAAGGCGGAAGCGGCAAAAUAUGGUUGCUCCAUAAUGUCCGAUGGUUGGACGGAUACAAAGGGAAGAACAUUGAUUAACUUUUUAAUCAACUCUCCGGCAAGUACUAUGUUUAUUAAGAGUAUUGAUGCUUCCUCAUAUGUGAAAAGCGGAAAAUCAAUUUUUGAGAUGUUGGAUAAAUUUGUUGGGGAGAUUGGCGAAAGCAGUGUUGUUCAGUUGGUUACCAACAACGGGAGAAAUUAUGUUUUGGCUGGUAAACUUCUUCAAGCUUCGAGACCGAAAAUCUUUUGGACUCCAUGUGUUGCACACUGCAUAGAUUUAAUACUAGAAGAGAUUGGAAAGAUUCCAAAAGUAAAGAAGGUUGUAGCACAAGGAAUUAGUCUUGUGGGGUUCAUCUAUAACCAUUCUUUGGUUUUGAAUUUAUUGUGGGAGAAAGCUGAAAUGGAGUUGAUUAGACAUGGAGUCACAAGUGAUGAAGCCAAGGGUAGGAAGGCAACUGCUAUUGUUCUUCAAAUCUCAUUUUGGGAGGAUAUUGUUCAUGCUCUUAAAGCUAUGGGGCCUCUUAUAAAAGUACUUAGGCUUGUUUAUAAUGAAAAAAUCCCUGCAAUGGGUUUCGUAUAUCAAGCAAUGGUGGAUGCAAGGAAUCAAAUUAAGAAAAACUUCGGUGACAAUGAAAGCAAGUACAAACCAAUCCUUGAAAUUGUUGACAGAAGGUGGAGUGUUCAACUACAUCAUCUGUUGUAUGCAGCUGGACAUUAUCUGAAUCCGAAGCACUUUUAUGACAAUCCACAAAUGGAGAAUGAUGAUUUGUUGUUGGAUGGCCUUUAUGAAUGCAUUAGAAAGCUUUCUUCUUCUCCUGAAAAUAUGGAUGACAUUCAUAGAGAAUUGUCAAAGUAUAAGGCUUGUGCGGGUAAAUUUAGAUUGAAAGAAGCAAUAAGGCACAGAGAGGAUAAGCAUACAUCUCUUGCUGAGUGGUGGAAGAGGUAUGGAUCAAAAACAUCAAAUUUGCAGCUACUUGCUAUUAAAAUAUUGAGUUUGACUUGUAGCUCAUCGGGGCGUGAGAGGAAUUGGAGUACUUUUGAGCAUAUUCACUCCAAGAAAAGAAAUAGGCUUAAACAUGAGAUGUUGCAAAAAUUGGUUUUUGUUAAGUACAACCAAACUUUGAAGGAACACCGUGAAAGUGAUGAAUAUAUUGAUCCGGUGAUCAUGGAUGAUCCUGAAAUUAAUGUUGGUAGAGAAUGGUUAUUGGGCGAUGAAGUUCGUGUUCGUGAAGGUCAAAGUGAGGUUGUUUAUGAUGAUGAUGAUUUAGGUUUGCUAGAUGUUGAAGAGGCGAGUGGUGCUGCCGAGCCCAUAUUCAACACUAGGAGCCAAGCAGCUUUGCUGAAGGCAGUUGCAACUGCUACAACUCAUGCAGCUCCUCCCCCAUCAAAAUCUAAGGGAAAGCAAGGGGCAAAAGUUUCUAACGGAAAAGGAAAGCAAGGGGAAAAAGUUUCUAAGGGAAGAGGAAAGCAAGUGGUAGUAGUUGACGAAUAUGAUCUAGAAUUUGUUAAUGAUUGGGGGGAUGAAGAAAAAGAGGAUGAAGAGGGAGAUAUUGAAGACAAAGAGGAUGAGGCAAAGCACAUGAAUGAUGGUGGAAAUGGAAGUGAUAAUGAAGAUUUUCAUGAUUAUUGA
Medicago truncatula (barrel medic) is the source of this 2001-nucleotide messenger RNA. RefSeq lists its product as uncharacterized. The record is from RefSeq and is a predicted model, not a curated record. The transcript is spliced from 5 exons. Lineage: Eukaryota; Viridiplantae; Streptophyta; Magnoliopsida; Fabales; Fabaceae. Gene Ontology annotation, molecular function: protein dimerization activity. Bases 1 to 2001 code for a protein of 666 amino acids.